AUGCGUCGCGCCCCCUUAGGCCUCGCUGGUCUCCUCCUCACCGCCACCGCCCUCCUCUUCCUCUUCUUCCUCAUCCUCUCCGGCGUCACCAACAGCACGCCCCUCAACAAGACCUACUUCCUCCAGGCCGACACCAGCGGCAUCACCGGCGCCCGCGAUGUCACCCGCUGGACCUACUUUUACAUGUGCGGCGAGGAGAAUGCCAACUGCGGCAAGGCGAGGCCCGCGCCGCCGUUUGGCAAGGCCUGGGAUGCUAAUGCGCAGAAUGUUCCCCAGGAGUUGAUGGGCUCACACGGAGGCGACACCACCUCGAGCUACUACUUUUACAUGUGGCGCUUCGGCUGGGUCUUCUUCCUCAUCGCCCUCUUCUUCACAACGCUCGCCUUCCUCUCCAGUUUCCUCGCCUGCUGCGGCCGCAUCGGCUCGCUCCUCGCCAGUCUCGCCGCGCUAACCGCGCUGAUCUUCUGGACCAUUGCCGCCGUCCUCAUGACGCCAUUUAUUAACAAGAACGCUAGUGUCACCUUCGUCAAGGCCCGCGACGUCUUCCGCCGAAACGGCCGCGACGCACACAUCGGCACAUACGCAUUCGCCUGGACCUGGGCCGGCUGGACGGCCCUCCUCCUCGCCACCCUGCUCUUCUGCGCCGGCAUCCGGAAGAAGAAGGAGAAUCGCGUGCGUGCCGCCGAUGAUGGCUUGGCCUACGGUGGCGCCACGUACGAUGCGGCGCCUCGUCAUAAGAGGUGGGGGAGGAAGUCGAAGGCGCGUGAUUCUAGGAGGGUGAAGAAUGAAUAUAAUUAG
Scedosporium apiospermum is the source of this 798-nucleotide messenger RNA. RefSeq lists its product as uncharacterized. The record is from RefSeq and is a predicted model, not a curated record. Bases 1 to 798 code for a protein of 265 amino acids. The transcript is spliced from 4 exons. Gene Ontology annotation, cellular component: membrane raft; plasma membrane; cell cortex. Gene Ontology annotation, biological process: cortical actin cytoskeleton organization; septin cytoskeleton organization; fungal-type cell wall organization. NCBI's taxonomy places the organism in Eukaryota, Fungi, Ascomycota, Sordariomycetes, Microascales, Microascaceae.